Messenger RNA from Amborella trichopoda, 1189 nucleotides. RefSeq lists its product as uncharacterized. NCBI's taxonomy places the organism in Eukaryota, Viridiplantae, Streptophyta, Magnoliopsida, Amborellales, Amborellaceae. Gene Ontology annotation, biological process: ribosomal small subunit biogenesis. The record is from RefSeq and is a predicted model, not a curated record.
AUGAAAGCGAGACACUGAUUCCAGUCCUCCUCACAAACACGAUAGUGAUCCAUCCAUUAGGGUUUCAGCUGCAAAAAUCAUGUCUUCUUCUUCACUCUUCCUCGUUAGGUUUAGCAGGAGGAGGAGGAGAUUGCUUUCCUCUUUGCCAUCCUUCUCAUAUAAUUUGAUGAAUAGGAAUGAUAAUCACAUUGCAUCAUCCCAGUUGACAAGAGUGAGACCGGAGAAGCAAUCACAGAGCACAGGCCAUCAUAGCUGCUUGUCGGCAUCGUCACCGUUGACAUGGCUGAGUGAGGAUGGCAAUGGGCAAAUAAUUAGGAGAUAUUCUUCUUUGCAAAUUCAAUCUCUGCGACUUCCUCGUCAUGAUGAUUUCAUCGAGAAAGAGGAAGGUGAGAUUGGUUUCACUGAGAAAGACAGAGACACUGAUUUGACUGAGGAAAGAGAGAAUGAUGGUUGGGAAGAAGAGGAGGAGGUUGAGCCUGAGAUGGAUGAUGGUGGGGAUGGUGGAGGCAUUGUGCUGAGAGACUUGCCGUGGGGUGAGAGAGUUUUAUCACUGGCACAUGAAGUUCUACUUCAAUUCAGAGAUGAAUUGAAACUUUUUGCAUUCAAGGCCUCUCAUCGUGGAUACAUAUAUGUGCGUUUGGACAGACUUUCCAAUAAAUAUGGUUGUCCUAGCAUGGAGGAGAUUAAAACAUUCAGCUGUCUUUAUAAGAAACGGCUUGACGCAGUUGGAGAACAAGGAGACAUACCAAUGGAUUUGGCUCUAGAGGUCUCUUCUCCUGGAGCAGAGCGACUACUGAGGGUGCCACAAGAGCUAGAACGCUUCAAAGACAUGCCCAUGCGAAUUACCUACUUGGAUGAGGAAUCAUCAGAAGGGAAGCUCAAGAAACAAAUUGUCCAAUUUGACUCAGUCGAUGCCGAGUCUGGGCAUUGCACAUGGAAGCUGGCAAAUGUUAAGGAUAACAGGAUUAGGGGAAGGACGUUGACUCGGAAGCAAAAGGAAGUUAGGGUCAUGACACCCUAUACUACGUUGAGGAGAGUAAUGUUGUAUCUGGAAUAUUGAACUUUGGUUAUUUGUUGCGUCACCAGUUUUAUAAUAGCUCCGUUUGAUGUUUAUAUGGGAAAGCAUUAUCUUGCUCUAAAAUUACGAUUAUUAUCUGUAUUUGCAAUUAUCGGUUAUCAGAAUUUCAAC